AUUCCGCGCACCCCACAGGACAGCUCGCCGAUCUCCGCGCGCAAACGACAGCAUCAUGGGACUGUCUCGGGAGCAACAGAAGGACUGCGUUGAAAAGUUCAGCACCGUGCGCAUGUUCGCGUUCUGCAACGAGCGCGCGUUGCAGAAGCUGUGUGCGCAAGCGGUCCCGGAGACGCAUCCAAAAGGCAGCGUGUUGUUCCAGCAAGGACUCCCGCAAGCGAAAAUGCUGGUUAUUUCACGCGGCACGGUUGGUGAAACCAAAGACAUCAACGGGCAAAUUCACUCAUGGGGAGAAACCACACCCGGUAUGGCUUUGGGUAGCAACCACGCGUUGCGACAGGAUGGGGCGUCUGCAACCGCCAAGUGCUUGACCCCCGUUGUGGCGUAUUCGUUGGACUCUCAAUCGCUGUCAACGCUCCUCAAGGAUCCUGAAAUUGCCACCGAUGUCAUGUACUCGUUGAACCGUGAAGUCCGCCGCCACAUGAACCUCCUCAACACUCCAUUGCUGGAACAACAUGCGAAGCCCACGCCUAUUUUUGCAACAUCCGUGGCUGCUGCAGUCGAAAGCUUUUACCGCAGUGCCCUCAAUUCGUACUUGAAUGCCAGGCUGACUGGGCAAGCUCCGGCAACGCUUUUCCCCAACAUGGGAGUGCAAAUCCCCACCCGUGUCGCCUACAUCAACGGGUUCAAGGGCCUCCGCCAUUACCUCGAAAAGAACAUCGACGACGACUCGUACGAAAACCCAGGUUACGUCCGCAUCGCCAAAGCCAUUGCUCCUGGUAUCAUCAUGACACCGGUGAGCAGUAUGCUGGAAGCGUGCAAUGCCGGUCACAUGAACCCAGAAUCGCUGGCAACUCGAUGGAUCCGAGGAUUGGCGCCGCGUGCCGUGCGCGAAAUUAUAUUCGGCGUGGGUCUCAACCAAUUAUCGGAUUACUGCGAAGAGCGCAUUCCUUUGGACGAUUCGCAGCCCAUCUUGAAGAACGCGUUGGGCAGCAUGUUUGCUGGGGUGGUCGCUGGGUAUUUUUCGCAUGUCCCGCACAACUUGUCGACGCUCAAAUUGAUGAACCCGCAGAAGUCUUAUGCACGGCAUUUGAACGACCUCGUCGAGCAUGCGAAUUCCCGCGUUCCCACCAACAUCCAGUCACCCCAGGCACGACGCGUCUUGGCCACCGCAUUGGCAUUUGUCUUUCCCAAGGGUCUGACCAUCCGAACGACUCAAAUCGUGGGCUCGUUUAUCAUUCUCAACGGCACAAUCAACUCGCUCAAGGACUUUGACGUUUACAACAUGCCCACGGCAGUGUCGUCCGUCUUGACUCGGUGAAUCCGCUGAAAAUCGACGACCCACCAACCACGGUAGUAGUGUGAAUUUAACAACUUGACUUAUAGAAAAUACACGGCAUGUGCUAGCUGUCCACGCAA
Molecule: messenger RNA, 1419 nt
Organism: Aphanomyces astaci
Lineage: Eukaryota; Oomycota; Saprolegniomycetes; Saprolegniales; Verrucalvaceae
Exons: 1
Coding region: 56-1321 (421 amino acids)
Source: RefSeq, a predicted model, not a curated record